Messenger RNA from Kickxella alabastrina, 900 nucleotides. RefSeq lists its product as uncharacterized. Gene Ontology annotation, molecular function: protein-L-histidine N-tele-methyltransferase activity. Gene Ontology annotation, biological process: peptidyl-histidine methylation, to form tele-methylhistidine. The coding region runs from base 1 to 900 and encodes 299 amino acids. The transcript has 2 exons. The record is from RefSeq and is a predicted model, not a curated record. Lineage: Eukaryota; Fungi; Kickxellomycota; Kickxellomycetes; Kickxellales; Kickxellaceae.
AUGUGCAUUGAUGAGGACGUGCAGCCAGCGCUGUCCGCGGCCCCAUGCGAAAUCAUUCCACUGGCAAUCCCAAGGGUCUCUAGCCUUGUUGUGGAUGCCAUUUACUACGGGCAGCAGCGCCUGUGGAAGCGCCAGAUUGAUGAUGUUCAGUUCCAACUGGCCCAGCAGGACUCGAUGGACGAAAACGAGAGCAGCCUUAUGAGGCACGCCAUUGCCAAGGACAAAAAUGCUUCGGACGUUAUAAAGGGAGUGUACGAGGGCGGACUGAAGACCUGGGAAUGUAGCAUUGAUCUGCUCUCCUUCCUUGUCGAGCACCAGAACGAGUCUCACAUGGUGCUGAAUGGCGCGCGUGUGCUGGAAAUUGGAUGUGGCACUGGUCUUCCCUCGCUGCAUAUUCUAAAGACGGCUCCUGGCGCGCACGUGUGCAUGCAGGACUACAACAGGGACGUUUUGGAGCUAGUGACAAUGCCUAAUGUGCUUGUCAACACCGUGCUCAGCCCUGCGGGCGGCAGCAUGGGCGAUGAAAUACACGCUGAUGAUGACACUGAGACAUGCGAGAUUGAUAUUGACUUCCGCCGAACCCAGUUUGUCGCUGGCGACUGGUCCAACAUUGAAGAGGAGCUGCGCCGGCAGGGCCGCGAGCACUCGUUCGAUCUGGUUCUGACAAGCGAGACUAUCUACGACACCGAUAGCUACAAGAGGUUGCACGAUCUUCUGGUGUGUGUGUUGGCUCAGCCCGACGUGAAUGCGCAAGCCGAGGGACAGCGAGUGCCAAUGGUGCUUGUGGCGGCAAAAUCGAUUUACUUUGGGCUUUCGGGAUCGAUACUCUCGUUCAGCCAGUAUGUCAGAACCCGUGGUGUGUUUGAUUCGGAGUGUGUAUGGCAGAGCGCGGCAGCAUGA